Molecule: messenger RNA, 1089 nt
Organism: Fundulus heteroclitus (mummichog)
Lineage: Eukaryota; Metazoa; Chordata; Actinopteri; Cyprinodontiformes; Fundulidae
Product: protein THEM6
Exons: 3
Coding region: 111-722 (203 amino acids)
Source: RefSeq, a predicted model, not a curated record
AUAGCUAUGCUUUUACUUUGACAGUGCUCACCGGAAGUUAUUCGGAAGUUAAGUUGAACUGUGCAGACGCCGCAGGUUUUAGGCGACACCAGAAGACAGGCACGACAGAGAUGUGGUGGCUGGCGUGGCUCCUCGCCGCCCUGGUGGUGCUCUUCUCCACCCUGGAUGUGUGGUACUUCCUGCGAGCCGGCGCCGUGAUCCUGCGGGCCUGGUUUCAGCCGCCGGUGUGGGACGUGACGGGAGAGCAGGUCGUCGCUGGACGCGUGACUCCACGCGACAUCGACAUGUGCCACAUGAACAACGCUCGGUACCUGCGGGAGUGCGACUUCGCCCGCUUCUCCCUCUACACGCGCAACGGCGUGUUCAAAGCGGCGCGGGCCCUCGGCGCCAACAUGGUGGUGGGGGCCACCACCAUUCGCUACCGCAGGGCUCUGUGUAUAGGAGAGGGCUACGAUCUGUGCAGUCGGAUCGUCACCUGGGACGACAAGGCCUUUUUCCUGGAGCAGAGGUUCGUGUCCACGAAAGACCGGCUGGUGUGUGCCGUCAUGUACUGCAAGCAGAGCGUGAUACGCAGCAGCCCCGACAAGAUCUUGCAGCACCUGUGUAAACGAAAGGUAGUUCGCCCUGAGUUUCCAGAGGACCUGCAGCACUGGGUCAACUUCAUGUCUGCCAGCAGCCAGGCCCUGAGAGCCGAGAGCGGCCUUGACGAGAAGAACAAAUAAAGUUGGAUGAACGGACGUUUUCUCUACGUUUUAAGAUUCGCAGUCUUCUCAGAGAGACUUUUACCAUCUGCGCAGUUGUCACUUCUUCGCUGGUGUGCCUGUUCUUUGCUCCAAGGGUACGUUCAACCCAGCGUUUAAAGAUGUGACCCAGGAACAUUGGAGUGCGUUACAAUGAAAACAGAGGCACGUCACAACGUUUGUAACUAAGUAUCUGACACGCUGACACGUUUUAUCGGGUUGCAGCAGAAAUAAAUCACAUUCACGGGAUUAGGUGUGAGUUUCUUACUGUGACAAAAUGUACACGUAAAGCAGUUAUCUGUAAAAAUGUUGGGAUUAAAAAAAAAAAUACUUGAGUGUGAAUAUUUUA